CUUAAGAAGGCGUUGGACGCGCCGUUAAAGUGACCGCAACCACGGCGCCACAUUUGAAGAGGCUUCCGACCGUCCGAAUUUGAAGAGGCUUCUCCAGAGGGUGCAUGUGCAACGGUGCUGUGCGGGAUCACAGAAUCAGAGACGGUUAUAAGCAAGCGAAGGAGAACGGGCUGGCCCUUCUUUUCGGCUAUCUUCCUCAGCUCUGGUCGAAAUCCGUCCCCGCGUAUAGUAUGUUACAUCGAGAUGCCGGCCCCGAAGGUACUCAUUAAGGCACUUGUCUACGGACUUUGCUUGUUCCCAGCGGCCUUUGCGCAGAGGGGCUCCACCGACUCGAGCAGCGGCUCGUCCUCCAACCGCCUUGGAUCUUGCACACAACCUCUCGUUCGUCGAGAAUUCCGUGAACUCUCAGACACUGAGAAACAAGCCUACAUAGACGCAAGUCUUUGCCUACGGGACCGUCGGCGAUCGCCCAGCCUGCUACCGGACUCGCCUAGUCAAACCAUAUACGAUGAUCUGGUCUAUGUCCAUAUGCAGUUUGCGGCCCUGACCCAUAAUACGGCCCAGUUCCUUCCUUGGCACAGGUACUUCAUCGGUAUAUACGAAAAGCUACUCCGCGAACAAUGCGGCUACAGUGGAGCAGUCCCGUACUGGGAUUGGAGCCUGGAUUCACAAGCGCCUGAGCGCUCCGAGCUGCUUACACCGAAGUGGUUCGGCGCCAACGGGGACAGAAGCAACGAAAACUGCUUGAGUUCCGGUCAAUAUCGCCAAGCCAAGCCUCGCUUCACAGAUGGUCAAAGGGAAGAUUGCAUCCGCCGACAGUGGAGAGACGAAGAAACCGGGAGCCGGUUGCCCUCUUUGGCAUCGUACCCAUACGUCAUGGAGAUUCUGGAAACCGCGACGGAUUCCUAUAACACCUUCCGGGAGGCGCUUGAGCACGGGCCUCAUGACCAGGUUCAUUCCUCCCUUGGAGGCGACAUGGCAAAUACGACAAUAUCGGUCAAUGAUCCCCUGUUUUGGGCACAUCACACUAACCUCGAUCGCCUUUGGAGCAUAUGGCAGGAAGAGAACCCGCGCCUGGCCAAUACCUACAAUGGCCCUAGGGACCGGGACAACGAAAACGCCCACGACGCCAGGCCCGACGACGAAAUGCUGUUUGGAGGCCUGUAUCCUAACGCUCGCGUUCGACAGGUGUUCUCGCUGACAUCUGGGGACGUGCAGUGCUAUGCGUAUUCCAAGUCCGUUGCGUUCGACUCCGUCAGCUUUGCCGGCCAAGGAUCGGCUCGCGGUGGAUCCAACAGCCGCAAGGAGAGACGUGCUGCAUUCGCUCGCAGGCAGAUCGGCGCUGGCAGUCCCCCAAGCCGACACGGGUCGCCUUACAACCCGGUUACCCCUGGGCCAUACGAUCGUGACGACAAAUACAAUAUUCGCCACGUCGCGCCCAUACCAGAAUCGUAUUUGCGCGUCAAUAUGAAGUACAGCGAUGCCAAGAUCAAACGUGUGCGAGAGCACGAAGCUUUCUACCGCGAAUUCACAAAUUACGUCAACGCCGCCGAUGGAUUCGUCUCGCACAACGCGUUGUCAUACCAGGAGACCGCCAGUGGAUACAGGCCGCGCACGGAGGAGGAAGCUGAACUGCGUAAAUGGAUGGUUAGGACGCUCUGCAAGGCAGCCAACCAGGUCAUCAAGGCGCUGAAUGUCAAGCCCGAUGAUGUGAAAGAUGUGCUCGACGGGCUCAAGAACCUCGCAAAGAACACCGGCGUUGGCAGCUUGUGGUCGGCGAGGCCCAUUGCGAGUGUAGCGGGACAGUAGGGACGGGGAGAAACUUCCCCUUUACCUUGGACUGGACUUUUUCCGUGGACAUUUCCUCCUUCUCUUCCGCCUCAGCAUUCAUUCAUGUACAUUGACCCUCGCGUAUUUCGGACCUGUUUAUAAUAGUAUCUUGUCAUCGUCAUUAUUGUCAGU
Messenger RNA from Fimicolochytrium jonesii, 1962 nucleotides. RefSeq lists its product as uncharacterized. The record is from RefSeq and is a predicted model, not a curated record. NCBI's taxonomy places the organism in Eukaryota, Fungi, Chytridiomycota, Chytridiomycetes, Spizellomycetales, Powellomycetaceae. Bases 244 to 1809 code for a protein of 521 amino acids. The transcript is spliced from 4 exons. Gene Ontology annotation, molecular function: oxidoreductase activity.